GAACAUGACACGCACACCGGGAGAUACGGAGGUGCAGCUGCAGAGCGGCGCGCGAGGCUGCUGCUGAAGGCACCGGAAACAGCGCGCGCUACCGUGUGGUUUUGGGGUCCCUUUUUUAAAUUGGGCUCGCGGAACCUUUCCAAGCAGCCGCGAGCACGUGAAGAUCCUGAAGAGGAGACGCAGAGUGGACACACACAGGCGCGCGCUGUGUGUGUGAGACGCAGCCGGAGCGUUCCUCCCCGUGUGUGUGUGUGUUUGAGUGUGCGUGUGUGUGUGAGCGGUGGUCAGGAUGCAGGUGUCGUUUGCCUGCACGGAACACAACUUGAAGAGCCGCAGUGAGGACCGGCUCUGCGGCCUCAGGACCGCCCCGCCACCAGGGGGCAGUGGAGGUGGCGGCGGAGGGGCUGGUGGGGGUGGAGGGGGGUCAGGAAGCGGGGGCGGAGGGGUAGUCAUUGAACGGGGCAGCGUGCAGUCGGGCAAUGGAAACUACCCCCACCAAAGCACGGUCAAACCCCGGGAGGGCGCGGGGUCACGACCUGCGGGCCAGAGCCACGCCCACAUGAAGGAAGCCAUCGGCCGCCAUAGCAACAUGAAGUACAGAAACCUGGGGAAAUCAGGCCUGCGUGUGUCCUGUUUGGGCCUCGGGACGUGGGUGACCUUUGGCUCACAGAUUUCAGAUGAGAUGGCGGAGAACUUGAUGACUGUAGCAUAUGAGAACGGCGUAAACCUGUUCGACACUGCGGAGGUCUACGCCUCGGGCAGGGCUGAAAUCACUCUGGGUAAUAUUAUUAAGAAGAAAGGCUGGAGGAGAUCCAGUUUUGUAGUAACGACAAAGAUCUACUGGGGAGGACAGGCGGAGACAGAGAGAGGCCUGUCCAGAAAACACAUUAUCGAAGGUCUUCGAGGUUCUCUCUCCAGACUCCAGUUGGAUUACGUGGACAUCGUCUUUGCCAAUCGAAACGACGUCAACAGUCCAAUGGAAGAGGUGGUCCGUGCGAUGACGUUUGUGAUAAACCAAGGCAUGGCCAUGUACUGGGGGACGUCUCGCUGGAGCGCUAUGGAGAUCAUGGAGGCGUACUCAGUGGCACGGCAGUUUAACCUGAUUCCCCCAGUGUGUGAGCAAGCUGAGUACCAUUACUUCCAGAGAGAUAAAGUGGAGGUGCAGCUCCCGGAACUUUACCACAAAAUUGGUGUUGGAGCGAUGACCUGGUCUCCGUUGGCGUGUGGGCUGAUCACAGGAAAAUACAGCGAUGGCGUUCCUGAAUGUUCUAGAGCUGCAAUGAAAGGUUAUCAGUGGUUAAAGGAGCGAGUGUACAGUGAAGAGGGCCGCAGACAGCUGGCCAAAAUCAAAGAGCUCCACCUGCUGGCCGACCGGCUGGGCUGCACCGCUGCACAACUUGCCAUCGCGUGGUGUUUGCGCAGUGAAGGUGUUAGUUCUGUUUUGUUGGGCGUCUCAAACACAGAUCAGCUUCUGGAGAACUUGGGCGCGCUACGGGUGCUCUCUCAGAUGACCCCUCAGACGGUCAGUGAGAUGGACGCUCUGCUGGGAAACAAGCCGCACUCCAAGAAAGAGUCGCGCGCGUGAGGAGAGCAUGAGAAUGAGGGGAAAAAAACGAGUGAGAAAACGAGUGUGGGCUGGAAGAAAAGAUGCAGAAAAGAAGGAUGGAUGAGAAAAGGAGUGCUUUCGCGUCCUUCCCUGUGUACUCCAUCUCCCUGCAUGGCUCCUGCAAAAAUAUCGGGCUUCCAGAAACAGAUCCAGCGCCAGACCCAUUCCAACCCAGACCAGAACCAAACCCAUUUAACCCCCACCGACCCAGAACUGGACCCUUUUAACCCAAUCCAGAACCAAAACCUUAUCCUGGACCAGAACCAAAUCCAUUCCAAGCCUAACUAGAACCAAACCCAUUUCUCCUGGAUUUCAUCCAGACCAGUACUGCACCGUAGCAAGACUGGACCUAUUUAACCCAUGCCAGAACUGGAACUAUUUAAAUGGACCCAUUUAGCCCAGAUGAGAACCGAACCACAUCUGGACCUAUUUAACCUGGACAAUGACUGGACCUUUAAACCUAGACCAGGGUAAGACCUAUUUAUUCUAGACCAGAACUGGAACUAUUUAACUUGGACCAGAAAUGGUCUAUUUUACCCAGACUAU
Messenger RNA from Colossoma macropomum (tambaqui), 2152 nucleotides. RefSeq names its product voltage-gated potassium channel subunit beta-3. Gene Ontology annotation, molecular function: transmembrane transporter binding; potassium channel regulator activity; voltage-gated potassium channel activity. Lineage: Eukaryota; Metazoa; Chordata; Actinopteri; Characiformes; Serrasalmidae. Gene Ontology annotation, biological process: transmembrane transport; potassium ion transport; regulation of potassium ion transmembrane transport. Bases 290 to 1585 code for a protein of 431 amino acids. The transcript has 14 exons. The record is from RefSeq and is a predicted model, not a curated record. Gene Ontology annotation, cellular component: membrane; voltage-gated potassium channel complex; cytoplasm.